This is a messenger RNA of Rhagoletis zephyria (snowberry fruit fly), 1050 nucleotides long. Its product is annotated as farnesol dehydrogenase-like. Lineage: Eukaryota; Metazoa; Arthropoda; Insecta; Diptera; Tephritidae. The record is from RefSeq and is a predicted model, not a curated record.
AUAGGCAAAACUGUAAGUUGUUGUUCACCAUUUCAACAUAUCACGUUCAAUAGAAUUCGUCGCAAAAGUAUGGAACGUUGGCAAAAUCGCGUAGCUGUUGUCACCGGCGCUAGUUCUGGUAUCGGUGCGGCUUGUGUGAAAUAUCUCGCCAAUAAUGGAAUGGUUGUAGUUGGUCUGGCACGACGCAAGGAGCGCAUUGACGCACUGAAGGAUCAAGUAGAACCAUCAGCGCGCGAUCGCGUCCAUGCAAUCAAGUGUGAUUUGCAGGACGAGCAACAGAUUAUUGCCGCAUUCAAAGAAAUCGAGUCCAAGUAUGGACCUGUUGCAGUGCUUGUGAAUAAUGCGGGCAUUGUGCGUGGAAUUAAUCUGGUGGACGAGAACAACUCGCUGGAUAUACGUGCUGUCAUAAACACCAAUGUGUUGGGUGUGGCUGAUUGUACCAGGGAGGCUUUCCGUUCCAUGAAAGUCAGUGGGGAUGGCCAUGUCUUUAUUAUCAACAGCAUUGCUGGUCAUUCUGUGCCAAGGAUACCAAAUACUUCUCUUAAUAUUUACCCACCUUCAAAGCACGCUGUAACGGCAAUGACUGAGAUCUAUCGACAAGAAUUUUUCAACCUAAAUACAAAAGUUAAAGUGACGAGCAUAAGUCCUGGCGGGGUUGACACGGAAAUAAUAACCGAAGAAAUGAGAGUGAAUUUGGAAAACGCGCCGCUUUUGAAAAGCGAAGAUGUUGCCGAUGCUUUACUUUAUUGCUUGCAGACGCCACCUCAUGUACAGAUACAUGAGCUGACUAUUAAACCAGUAGGAGAAUUGUUUUAAAUUAAUGCAUUUGUCGAUCUGGUGCGGAGGUUAAUAUUAAAUGUACAUAUUGUAAAAGAAUGAAAAUGUAAAUGAAAGUUCAUAAUAUGUUUGCUGUAAUGAUAAGGAAGUUCCCUUUUUUAACAAUCUAUGUAGAAAUAAAGUUUGCGUUUUUUUGAUAAAACAUACAAUCAUGUACUAAUCAGUGUUAUAUUAAUAAACAAAGACUGAUGUAGAUUGCAGAAUUUCUUUCAA